AUGUUGGGGCACUUUUGUGUGGCUUUUUGUGUGGCAUUAUGUUGCCUUCCCAUGAUUUGCUGCUUUUGUCCAUCUCAGUGCAACUGCUUUUACCACAAACUGAGUGACGGAUCUAAGGCAAGGAGUGUCCUGUGCAAUGAUCCAGAGAUUACCCUGAUUCCGACCAACUUCCCCUCGGACACGUCUAAGCUGCGCAUCGAGAAGACAGCAAUCACCAGGAUCUCGAGUGAAACUUUUCAUUACCUCAGCAAUCUGGAGUUUCUCUGGAUGUCCUUCAAUUCUCUGGCCACUCUUAAUGCUGAUAGCUUCCAUGGACUGAGCAACCUUGACGAGCUCAGGCUGGAUGGCAACGUUCUCACCUCAUUUCCGUGGGAAUCUCUGAUGGACAUGCCUAGCCUGCGGCUGCUGGAUUUGCAUAACAACAAGAUCACAUCCAUCCCAGCUGAAGCCGCCAUCUACAUCAAAAACCUUACCUACCUCGACCUGUCCAGCAAUAGCCUAAAAACAGUGCCAAUGGAAGUUCUUGCUAUAUGGCUCCCCAUUAAACCAUCUCAGGAGACUGAGAGCUCUAAAAUGAUCCUAGGUCUCCAUGACAACCCGUGGCUGUGUGACUGCCGGCUCUUUGACUUGGUGCAGUUCCAGAGAUCUCCAUCCUCAUUGGUGGCAUUCAUUGACACCCGGCUGCGCUGUGCAGAGCCUGAAAGUUUGUCUGGAGUCCUGUUUAUUGAUGCUGAGCUGAGGAAGUGCCAGAUUCCGCGUGUCCAUACUGCUGUGGCACGUGUCCGCAGCUCAGUUGGCAACAAUGUCCUGCUCCGCUGUGGAACCAUUGGCGUGCCCAUCCCUGAACUCUCUUGGUCAAGAGCCGAUGGCAAACCUAUGAAUGGAACAGUUCAACAGGAAGUCUCAAAGGAGGGUAUCAUUUGGUCCAUCCUGAGUGUACCAGCAGUGUCCUACAGAGACUCAGGAAAGUAUGUCUGCAAAGCUACUAACUUUGUCGGAACAGCGGAUGCCAUCAUCUCCCUGAUCAUCUCAGAUACCAUGAGACUAGAUGAUGUCUCUAAGAAGAAUCGAGGCAAGAAAAAUGGAGGCUUUGGUAGAGCUGCAUAUCAGGAGAAGCUAAUUGCUAGAUAUUUGCCCCCUACAACCACUUCAGCUGCUGUGCCUAUCAUUGAGCCUCUGAACAGUGGCUUCACAGGGCGAUACCCUAUAAUCGAGAGCUACAGUAUCUCAGACAGCAUCUCAGAUGGUCAGACACCAAGCCCAACUGAACCAGAAAGCACUGACAGCAGCCAGACAGACGAAGUGGAAAAGAGCGUUCUGAGCAAUCUGUCAGCCAACGCCUCCUCCUUGCAAGGUCCUGAAAGGAGGAUAGUGCGAUCUGUGAAGGUAAUUGGCGACACCGAUCAUACUGUUUCCCUGAACUGGCGAGCACCAGCAGCAACGAACACGACUUCUUUCAGUGUACUCUACGCGGUCUUUGGAGAACGCGACAUGCGUCGCAUCAAUGUGGGGCCUGGCAAGAAUCGGAUCACCAUUGACGGCCUGGUGCCAAAGACCAAGUACAUUGCCUGUGUGUGUGUCAAAGGGCUCAUCCCCAAAAAAGAGCAAUGUGUAAUCUUCUCCACAGAUGAAGCAGCCAGUGCCAGUGGAACGCAGAAGCUCAUUAAUGUGGUGGUGAUAACGGUGGCAUGUGUAAUCGCCGUACCCCUUACGUUAAUUGUCUGCUGUGGUGCCCUCAAGAGGCGCCUGCAGAAACUGCUGGGCCGGAAGUCUAAGGACAUACAGGACUCGUAUGUUACUUUUGAAACUCUCUCCCCUGGCACCAAGGCCAAAGGGCUGGAAGGGGAGUACCUGACCCGGCUCAACCAGGAUGAAUCCAACAGGCUCCUCUCUGCUCGAUCCAGUGUGGACUCUGAAGCCACAGCCAGGACAGAGGUACAGCCCAAUGAGUACUUCUGCUGA
This is a messenger RNA of Chanos chanos (milkfish), 1962 nucleotides long. It is a transcript of the gene lrit1b, whose product is annotated as leucine-rich repeat, immunoglobulin-like and transmembrane domains 1b. Gene Ontology annotation, cellular component: endoplasmic reticulum membrane. Bases 1 to 1962 code for a protein of 653 amino acids. Gene Ontology annotation, molecular function: protein binding. NCBI's taxonomy places the organism in Eukaryota, Metazoa, Chordata, Actinopteri, Gonorynchiformes, Chanidae. The record is from RefSeq and is a predicted model, not a curated record. The transcript has 4 exons.